Molecule: messenger RNA, 585 nt
Organism: Mesorhabditis spiculigera
Lineage: Eukaryota; Metazoa; Nematoda; Chromadorea; Rhabditida; Rhabditidae
Source: the annotation of a GenBank genome assembly
AUGCGUUUUACUUGCUUUGAAUGUCCACUGUGCUUAUCGCAAUUUGCCGAUGAGGUUGAUUCGGAUAAGGAUGGGAAGCCGGUGGUGGACGGGGGACGAUUGGUUUGUGUAUGGUGCGCCGGGGAUAGCACAAAACCUGCUCACAUCGUAAUCGAACAGAUGCAGAAGCGAUGCUUUCAGAAAACCGACGAGGGUUGGGAGGCCAUUGGAAAAGUUCCAAUCUUGUGCUGCCAUCAAUGCCAAGCACCCUUCAGAAAGGAUGAAGAAUUUUCGAUUUCCGCCGGUCAAAGAUGGCUCCGCUGCGCUGCGUGCGGAAAGCAUGCCAAAAGCGUCAAUAAUACGAAGGAAAAACGCGUAUCCGACUCGUUUCGAAACAUUGAGUAUCUGCCCAUGUACAAAAAGAUCGACGAGUGUUUGCUGGAUUGGAUGGGAAAAUUUCAAGAGUCAGUAAUACAGCACAAUGAGGCAAAGUGGAAGAAGCUGGCGCAACGACAUCCGACUGCGAUAGUUGCGAUCGGAUCUGGGAGCAAAAUGACAUGUUUGUAUGCAAAGACUGCCAGCGGUUCAUCUGCCCACUAUGCUGUC